AUGUCUAGCAAGAAGUGGACCAAGAAGGCGGUAAAGGAGAAGGUAGAUUACCCGACCCUCUUCGCUGACGAAGCAGCCAUGAACGAGGCCUUAAAGUUUAUAAAGAACUCAAAAUGCAUUACUCACACACAGAUCUGCGAGCGCCUUCGCGUUUCCGUCGCUCUUGCAAAGAGGGUCAUGCGUCAGCUUGUCAAGUCGGGGGACUUUGCCAUCGUCAGCAAGUCCAGUCGUAUGACGAUUUUUAAGAAUAUGACGAAGAAGGAGUAA
Giardia duodenalis is the source of this 267-nucleotide messenger RNA. RefSeq names its product Ribosomal protein S25. Bases 1 to 267 code for a protein of 88 amino acids. Gene Ontology annotation, molecular function: structural constituent of ribosome. Lineage: Eukaryota; Fornicata; Diplomonadida; Hexamitidae. Gene Ontology annotation, cellular component: cytosolic small ribosomal subunit. The transcript has a single exon. The record is from RefSeq and is a predicted model, not a curated record.